AUGCUCCACGGUGUGGACGCUGUGGCCUCCUCCGUGGCCCAGGCUGCUGACUUAAGAAGCCCGGCGGCAGGGUUGACUCCUCCAUCGCCCAGCUCAGGCCCAGGGCAGGUGGAGGAGACCAGGCCUGACUGCGCCAUGAGAGGGGCCCUCCUGCUGCUGUGGGCCGCCCUGGCGUGUGCCAGCAAAGAGGGCCACCUGCAAUGCGCCCACUGCCUGGCCACCAACAACACCGCCACCUGCAAGCCCGUCACGUGCACGCCGCCCAGCAUCCUGUGCUUCUCGCACGAGGUCGUCUUCAAGUUCGGCUCCGAGCAACACACCCUGAUCACCCGGAGCUGCACCAGCACCUGCGUCUUCAGGAGCCCCCCCGAGUGGGACCUGCUGACCCCCAACAUGAUCGUGCUGGCCAAGGCCCUCUGCUGCUCUAAGAGCAUGUGCAACGGGGGGGCCCCCGCGGGCCUCAGCGCCCCGACCUGGCACCGGGGGCUCCUGCUGGGCAUGGGGCUCGGCCUACACCAUCUGCUGUGACGACCCUCCCCUUCCUGCCCCCCCAACCCUCUGGGUGUGCGCUGGGGGCCGGGCCUGUCCUCUGAGAGCGGGCUCCGGUGCGGGAGGCGCAGACCCACAGCCUCCCCUGGCGGUCUCAGAAGUGGUCCUGCCCCGGCCG
Messenger RNA from Eptesicus fuscus (big brown bat), 667 nucleotides. Its product is annotated as lymphocyte antigen 6H-like. Gene Ontology annotation, cellular component: plasma membrane. NCBI's taxonomy places the organism in Eukaryota, Metazoa, Chordata, Mammalia, Chiroptera, Vespertilionidae. The record is from RefSeq and is a predicted model, not a curated record.